GUGUGCGAUUUUUUAUACUUAUCUUUACGUAUCUCUAACUUUUAAAAUUUAAAUGUCAUAAUAAAUUCAUUCAUGGUCAUGUGCGGACUGCGUAAUGCAGAAUGUCGUCGUGAUUGGCUAUCAAUAAAUAUAACAGUUCGAUCCACGUUCGAUUUUUAAUUUUACUUGCCGGCCAGAAUAAGUUUACAAAAUUUUUACAGUGUUACAUUUUCCUUCAUAAUGUGCAACUAAUAUUAAGUCUGUGCUAAUGUAUAAAUAAAAUAUUGAACCAGAAGAAAAUAACAAUAUUAAAAUGUUUAAUUAUAAAUAUUUGAGUCGGGAGCACCUGGAAGGCUUUGACAAUUAUAAGUAUAUGGCAAAAGACACCAGUCCCUUGAGUGUGUAUGUAAUGCAUCCUUUUUGGAAUAAAGUUGUGGAGAUUGUACCUCGAUGGGUGGCUCCAAACGUCCUGACCUUCGCCGGAUUCCUCCUCACCGUGUUGGACUUCGUACUCCUGUCGUACUAUGACUAUGACUACACAGCAGCCAGCACGAGGGUGAGGAACCAGACCCUCGCAGAAACCCUCGACGUGCCUUCUGAGGUGAUACCGCAGUCGCUGUGGUAUCUCCUCGCGGUGUUCCUGUUCUUGGCGUACACUUUAGAUGGUAUUGAUGGCAAGCAGGCACGUCGCACUCAAACCUCUGGUCCUCUGGGUGAGCUGUUUGACCACGGGCUCGAUUCCUACUCAGUCUUUUUCAUACCAGCCUGUCUCUACUCAAUAUUCGGUAGAUUGGAUUUCUCUAUCGCGCCUAUAAGAAUGUUCUACGUGAUGUGGAAUCUGCUUCUCAAUUUUUACUUGAGCCACUGGGAGAAGUAUAACACGGGAGUUUUGUUCCUGCCUUGGGGAUAUGAUUUUAGUAUGUGGGCAUCCACAUUCUUCUUCCUAUGGACGGGUGUGAAGGGCACGGCCUUCUAUAAGAGAUAUAUCUUCGGCAGCUACACUCUAGCUAACGCCUUCGAGUGGGCCAUAUACGGAACUGGCGUGCUCACAAACCUGCCUGUGGCCUUAUACAAUAUACAGCAAUCAUACAAGCUGCGUACAGGCAAGAUGCGGUCCCCCCUUGAAGCCAUGAGACCUUUGUGGUCUAUCCUCACAAUAUUCCUGGCGUCAGCUCUAUGGAUACACAACUCCUCGGUGGUGCAGUUGCAGCCUCGACUCGUGUUUCUGAUGAUCGGGACUGUAUUCAGUAACGUCGCUUGUCGCCUGAUUGUGAGUCAGAUGAGUAACCAAAGAUGCGAAGCCCUCAACUGGUUACUUUGGCCGCUGUCUGCUGGAGUACUCACCUCCAUCCUCUUCCCCAGCUACGAGAUGACCACCUUUUACCUGGUCACCUUGUUGUGUGUGGCUUCCCACCUUCACUAUGGAACUUGUGUUGUUCGGCAGAUGUGUGACCACUUCAGAAUAAGCUGUUUCCACAUUAAAAUGCGCUCCGAUUGACUUCUGGAUGACAAUGCGUGCUAACUAGUUUUAUCUGUAGAAUAGAAUCAUUAAUAUCGGGAUACAAGGUUUGUAACUCCAUUUAAACCAAUGAUAUUAUAAUAUGUACAGAUACAUUAAAUACUCAAAAAAAAAACAACUGAUAAAAGUGUUCUUCAAACCACAUUAACACAUCGAAAAAGCAUGCGAAAUCACUCGAUUGUAUGAAAAGUGCAGUCAUUGAUAGAUUGACAGAUGACGAAUAAUAUAAUCUUGUAAAGAAAACGGAGAUCCGAAAUCCACUACGUUUUAGCAACUGUUUCAAAUUUAGCCGGAUUAUACUUCGUUAACAAUCGCAAUAUUGUAAUUACUUCUAUUUCAAACUUUAUGUCAAAUCACUGCAUGUUUCAUACUAAAUUUCAAUUUUUACUUAAGCAGUCGCCUCUCGUAUUAUGUAGUAUUUAUAUCCUCUUUGCAUCGAAAUGAUGUUAAAAGAAUGGCGUGAUUAAAACGAUAAGAAAAAAAGAAGACUGUCACUUAGGGGUAAGUAAACAAACGUUGCUUUACUUGUCGAAAAUUAUCAAUAUGUGUCACAAUAAUGUUAGAAAGCACUCUAGAAGGAAGGUAAAACUAAUUGACAGCGCAUCGCUUUGAUGAAGACUUGUCUCUCCAGAUUGCAUGAACGCGGUAUAUUGCUAGCAAUACGGUAGGAUUAUUUUAUGUAUAAAUUCCGUCAAAGCAACGAAACACCCUUAAUGUAAUGGGCUCCCCACAGUUCAGAUUCGAUUUAUGAAUCUUCCAGUGCUUUAAGUAUAAACUGUAUAUCGGAACUUUAACCACAAUUGUCAGUUUAACGUUGAUUUGCUUAAUGUGGGUAGUCUUAAAAUUUAUUAGUAUGAGCAUGUAUUGGUGGUUCCUGCAGUUUCUGUGUAUGAGUUUAAAUUAAGAGCAUCCUUUUAAUCUAAAAAACAUUGUCCCAGGCUAAUAAUAUUACUUAAAACUGCAAUCCUGAAGGCAGCUUACAUAGUAUUUCAGUUCAAACUUCAUUCAGUCUGUAUCUUUAUGAUAAUGAUUUGAUCGCCAAUUAGUUACUUACACUUUUGAUCUUCAUUAUUUUUUAUACUACCAUUGAUACCUAAAGAAGCCAAUGAUCAGCUUCUUUUAAUGUCGACUCUAUCAUUUACAUCACUGUAACUAAAAAUAGUACUCAAACAAAUUAAUCUUAGAUUUAAUAUUAAAAGCGGAAAUUCAAUACGUUAAUAAAUAAUAAAUUAUUGGUCCCUUGUGGCUGGAAAAUACUGUAGAUAUUAAAACGGCAAAUUUCCUUCAAUUAAAUACUUGAGACUAUAUAAAUACAAAAAUCAAAAUAUUUCUUCGUAAUAACCAGCGAAUAAGCGGUCGCAAUUUGAGGGUAGACUGAAAAAUUAAAAUUACUACGCACUGCAAUUUAGGGGGUUCACAAACAACGCUUAUGCAAUGCAAUUGAAUGUCUGUAAAA
Leptidea sinapis is the source of this 2954-nucleotide messenger RNA. RefSeq names its product ethanolaminephosphotransferase 1-like. Gene Ontology annotation, biological process: phosphatidylethanolamine biosynthetic process. The coding region runs from base 293 to 1477 and encodes 394 amino acids. Lineage: Eukaryota; Metazoa; Arthropoda; Insecta; Lepidoptera; Pieridae. The record is from RefSeq and is a predicted model, not a curated record. The transcript is spliced from 9 exons. Gene Ontology annotation, cellular component: endoplasmic reticulum membrane; Golgi apparatus. Gene Ontology annotation, molecular function: ethanolaminephosphotransferase activity.